AUGGAUCUGCUGGCUGGCAGCCUAGCUGCAGAUAAGUUAGAAGGGCAGCCUUUGGAUGUGUUGCUGACUCUGUGGAGGCAGUUAUGCCCUGAGCAGAAAUACCGGCCAAUGGACCAGGGCCAGAAGGCCAGGCUGCCCAGGUACUGCCUAGCUGGAGUGGGGAAACCAGUGGCCAAAAGCGUCCACUCCACCGAGAGGCUGUGGAAGAAGGGUCGCGAGUUCCAGGACAGAGUCAGUGCUCAGAAAACCAAAACCAGCCAAGCAAAAAACUCCGCCCACUCCUCUGCACAGGUCGUCCGUAAUACACCUUUUUGUUCCCCUCCUCGGGAAAGCAAAGAGGUGGCGCGGGAGCGGUGGGGAGCGCUGUUGGUACGCAACACCUUUCCAUGCAUCUUCCCGAUCUCCGUUCUGGAAACCGGGGCGCUCUCAGGCCGUCUACCUCUUCCGGUCGCGCGGGGCAGAAGUGGGCCCUGCAGUUCCUGCUUCUCGGCCGGUUCGGUCCCGACGCUUUCGGAGGCGCGGCCUGGGCGCGAGCCGGCUAAGCAUCGCCCGGAACCGCCGGGACUCGUCCCGGGAUCCCGAGUCCGGGAAACAGAACCGGACUGUGCCUGCAGUUCUGUCAGACCGGGCUGUCCCCGAGCGCGGUGGCGCCGGUCUGAGUGCCAGCGCUCGGGUCGCCGUGAGCUCGCGGCCAGCCUGGACUGCACGCUGAGCUCGUGGCCAGGCUGCACUGCAGGCGAGACCUCGCGCGGAGCGGACGGGGCUGCGGUUCGAACUCACGGAGGAGCCUGCAGAGUCUGCGUGUGUGUUUUGCUCUGUCUGGACAUCGAGUCCGGCCUGACCUUGAGCUCACUUUGUGGCCUAGGCACGCCACAGCGGGUCCCAGCCUCCGGCUUCCCCUCCGCGGGCUGCGACUUCAGGCGUGGCCGCCACGCCGGGCUCAGCGCCCUCCUCCCGGGGGCGGGACACCGCGUCCCCGCGUCUCGCAGGUUAACGAUUGGCCGCGAGGAGGCGGGCCGCCUGGAGCGCGGGAGCCGGGCGCGGUGCGGCAGGUCCCCCGGCCGCCAGGCGCCGCCUCCACCUUCCAGGCCGGCGCCGGACCGCGAGCGGGGGCGCAUGGAGGCCGAGAGCCGCGCCGGCCCCCGCGGCCCGCAGCCCCGCGCGCUCGGCAGCCUGGCGCGCGCGGUCGGCGGCAAAGUCUGCACCUGGUAUAUCUUGAAAACAGUUGUUCUGGGACAGAUGCUGUCCUUGUGUAUUUGUGGAACGGCCAUCACCAGCCAAUAUUUGGCAGAAAAGUACAGAGUGAACUGUCCCAUGUUUCAGAGCUUUCUCAACUAUUGCAUGUUGUUCCUCAUUUAUACAACGAUGCUGGCUUUUCGGUCAGGCAGUGAUAACCUGUUAGGCAUCUUGAGAAGAAAGUGGUGGAAGUACAUCCUGCUGGGACUAGCCGAUGUGGAAGCUAAUUACCUGAUUGUCAAAGCGUACCAGUACACCACUCUAACCAGUGUCCAGCUUUUGGAUUGCUUUGGGAUUCCCGUGUUGAUGGCUCUCUCAUGGUUUAUUCUUCACGCAAGAUACAGGGUGAUCCACUUCGUGGCCGUGUUUGUGUGUCUGUUGGGCGUAGGAACCAUGGUUGGUGCAGACAUACUAGCAGGGAGGAAGGACGGUUCAGGGAGUGAUGUGCUGAUUGGUGAUAUCUUGGUCCUGCUUGGGGCAUCCCUCUAUUCUGUUUCCAACGUAUCUGAAGAAUACAUUGUGAAGAACCUGAGCAGACUGGAAUUUUUAGGAAUGCUGGGUUUAUUUGGAACAAUUAUCAGUGGCAUACAGCUAUUGAUUGUGGAACAUAAGGAUGUGGCCAGCAUUCAUUGGAACUGGAAAAUUGCCCUGCUGUUGUUGGCCUUUGCCCUCUGUAUGUUUUGCCUGUACAGCUUCAUGCCACUGGUGAUUAAGGUCACCAGUGCGACUUCUGUCAACCUGGGCAUCCUGACCGCUGACCUCUACAGCCUUUUCUUUGGACUCUUUCUGUUUGGCUAUAAGUUUUCAGUACUCUACAUCCUGUCCUUCACCAUCAUCAUGAUGGGGUUUGUCUUGUACUGCUCCACCCCGACACGCACAGCAGAGCCAGGAGAAAGCAGCAGCGUGCCCCCGGUGACCACCAUUGGCAUCGACAACCUGGGACUGAAGCUUGAGGAGAGCGGCUUCCCGGAGGCCCAGUCUGCCGCCCUGUAGCUGGGGAGCUGGCACAUGCCGCGGUACCUCCGGGGAAGGGCAGCUGCCAAGGCCGAAGCGUGGAGUUGGAGCAGACACUGCAGCAGCGUACGCAUCCAAAAGGAACAUCGAACAAUGUACCCGAAGUAGAAAUACCAAAAUAAAGCAGGACCUGAGGCAAGGAUCGCGUUUCUGUAUGCUGCAGAGGCUCCAUGCUGGGGGCUCCUGCAGAGGCACGCAGGAGAAAGCAGGGUGGGGAGCUCCCCAGGAGGCAGGCCUGAGAGCUGGCUGUCCAGGGUGUGCCAGGUGCUCAGGAGUGGGGACAGACCGGUGCGGUGCUGGAGAACAUUUCCACUGUUGUGAGCUUUGAGUUUUUGUCCCAGCCAACGCAGUCAUUGUCCACAGGCCUUGUGGCCUUCAGUAAUGGUGAGGCCUGGUCACGGCAUACGGCAGGGAGGAUGGGAGCAGGCCUUGAGAAGUCUUGGGAUGGAAGAAUGGCUCCUGUGGGAAUGCUGAACGGGAGCGAUGUCGCCUAGGAACCCUCUCCCAAUCCUUUUCUCUUCUUUUCCUUGUCUCACCUCUUCUCUUCCUCUUUGCUCUUCUCUUUUUAAAGCUAGUUUUCCUCCAUCACUGUCUGCUCCCCACCAGCCACAUUCAGUCUACGUUCCAAGUACAGAGUACACUCUGCCCUCAGCUCUGACUCCUCCACGUUUUCAGUCCCGCACCCACUCCCCCAAGAUUCCCGCAGACCUGGGCACCCGUGUGGACGCCGUCCUCUUUACAAAGUUCUCAUGACUCCCAGCUUUAUUAAUUUUCAGCUCAGAAAAUUAAGUCUUACUACAGAUCAUCACAUCACGAAGAAAGCUUUUCUGCUAGAACUGGUAAAAAGAAACCAAAACCCCAAAUUAACAAUUUCUCAGAGAAGAGUUGCCCCACAGCACAAGUCCCCAGCUGUUCAAAAGAGGACAUGACGCUGCUUCGUGUCUGAUGUGUGUAAUGCCACGGUAUUUCCCCAACACAGUGUUAAUGUGUAGCAUCAGAAUAGUAUUAACCACCAGUAUGCCAUUUCGGAAAGCUCAACUUUGUAUGCAAAUUUUUGUAAAAAUAUGAUAAAUUGUUUGUGAUCAUGUGAUCAAAGGACUUUGCAUUCAUGGAAAUGCAGUCACUGUGUGUUUUACAUCAACCAGUUCCUGUGGAUAUUAAAUGUCUUGAAAAAAAAAAUGACUUGAGGUGCAAGGGAUGAUCAAAAUAUAUGGUUUCAGUUAAAUUUAUAGUAAGAGACACAUUGCCAUUAUUAAUCUCCCCAAAAUACUCCCUCUUUUUCAAGCACACUUACUGUUCUGGCCACUUUCUGAAGCAGUUCUGGAAGUCAGGUUUUGUGAAUGUCUUUGUGGGGUGUGAUUAAAAACAGCAGUCACUGGUGCUGCCAAGUGCCAUCCCGUGAAAAUGUAUGGACUUGUAGAAGGGCCAGAGAUUUAGUUCAGCAGUCCAGGCACCUGCACAGCAAGUGCAAGGACGUGAGUUUGAUCCCCAGUAAACCCCUUCCCCCCUGCAAAAACUCCAUCAUAAUGAUACGUCCUCCUUCACCUUAUUUACCAAGUCUGCCACCAUGCAAGCUCUGGCUCUUCCCGAAAGUCAAAAUGAUCAUUAAAGGUAAAUGCUUUGAGUUGAUUCAGGACAUCAAGGCGGCCAUGACAGCUCAGCUGAAGACACUCAGCAGAGAAGACGCUGUUUCAGAAAGUGGCAAGAACACUAAGAGAAUCGUAUUUGAAGUAAGGCGGAGUGUGGGGGGUACUAAUAGCAAUGUGUCUUUUUUAAUAAAUCUUAAAAAUUUAAACAUUCACUUUUUUUUGGAGACAGGGUUUUGUGAUGUACUUCAGGCUAGCCUUGAGUUCAGUAUGUAGCCCGGGGCUGCCUCAAAUUCCCAGUGAUUCUCCUGCCUCAGCUUCUUGAGUGCUAAGCUUACAGGUAUGUGUUGUCACACCCAGAAACAUUUGCCAAAAUUUUUAAAUCACACUUCGUCUUCAAGAUUUCUUCAUAACCAACUUUCAAAUCAUGUUUCCCAUGAGAUGAGGUAGACAAAAUUGCGAGUACGCCAAGAUUAAUGAAAUUCAGAGCUUAAAGAUCAUUUGUAGCAAUGAAUAUUUUCUAACUCUCAGUGACCACAAUGGAUUUUUUAAAUUACUUUUUUCAGUGCAAUAACUUUUCAUUCCCUGCAACCUAUUAAAAGUGGUUUUACUAUU
Molecule: messenger RNA, 4451 nt
Organism: Cavia porcellus (domestic guinea pig)
Lineage: Eukaryota; Metazoa; Chordata; Mammalia; Rodentia; Caviidae
Gene: Slc35f2
Product: solute carrier family 35 member F2
Exons: 11
Coding region: 1-2229 (742 amino acids)
Biological process (GO): transmembrane transport
Cellular component (GO): membrane
Molecular function (GO): transmembrane transporter activity
Source: RefSeq, a predicted model, not a curated record